Messenger RNA from Phalaenopsis equestris, 1955 nucleotides. RefSeq names its product deoxynucleoside triphosphate triphosphohydrolase SAMHD1 homolog. Gene Ontology annotation, cellular component: nucleus. The transcript has 19 exons. The record is from RefSeq and is a predicted model, not a curated record. NCBI's taxonomy places the organism in Eukaryota, Viridiplantae, Streptophyta, Magnoliopsida, Asparagales, Orchidaceae. Gene Ontology annotation, molecular function: dGTPase activity. The coding region runs from base 1 to 1653 and encodes 550 amino acids. Gene Ontology annotation, biological process: dGTP catabolic process.
AUGCCCCGGAAACAAAAUAAAAAAAAGCGCCUCCUUGGCGCAAGUGUCCCAACAAUAAAUUCCCGCUCGCACUGUCAAUCAACCCCGCUUACUUUGUGGGUCAUCUCGCCUUCUUCCUCCUCUGCACGACCACCAUACCUAACGGGCAAUCUCUGCUUCUCUUUACUUAUCGUCGCUCAUCCGCAACUCAAAGAGGAAGAGGCGGAGACAUGGGGGACUGUUUUAACGAAGACCUACUCCUCUCGCAGGAAUCAGCGCCGUCGCCGGCACUCCUUGGUGAUGGCGGGAGGCUGGACGGUGGACGGCCGGUACUUAAAGCAGCUCUAUGACAACGUACAUGGAAGCAUCUAUCUCGAUCCGAUGAGCCUUAAAUUUAUAGACACUGAGCAGUUUCAGAGGCUGCGGGAUCUGAAGCAACUUGGUGUUGCAUACAUGGUCUAUCCAGGAGCAGUGCAUACUCGAUUUGAACAUUCUUUGGGAGUUUAUUGGCUGGCUGGACAAUCUCUGCAGUAUCUUCAAGCCUACCAAGGCUCUGAGCUUGAUAUUGAUCGUUUUGAUGUGCAGACAGUGAAACUUGCAGGCCUUUUGCAUGAUAUAGGGCAUGGGCCUUUCAGCCAUAUGUUUGAGCAUGAAUUUCUUCCCCAAGUCAGUACUGGAUCAAAAUGGUCUCACGAGCAAAUGUCAGGAAUGUUGGUGGAUUACAUUGUUGAUCAGCAUCACAUUGACAUUGAUUCCGAAUGCCUUCAACAAAUAAAAGAUAUGAUAAUUGCUAGUUCGAAUGUUUCAGUAGCAAAUGGCAUGAAAGAAAAACGUUUUCUCUAUGACAUUGUUGCUAAUGGACGCAAUGGAAUUGAUGUUGACAAGUUUGAUUAUAUCGCUCGUGAUUGUCGGGCAUGUGGUCUUGGCUGCAAUUUUCAAUUCAGGAGGUUAUUGCAAAGUAUGCGUGUAAUGGAUGAUGAAAUAUGCUAUCCUGCUAAAGAAUAUCUCACAAUCCAUAAAUUGUUUUCAACUCGUGCUGACCUUCAUCGUACAGUCUACACCCAUGCUAAAGUCAAGGCAAUAGAGCUUAUGGUUGUUGAUUCACUAGUAAAAGCGAAUGAUCAUCUUGAGAUCUCAUCUUACAUUGCUGACCCUGCUGAAUAUUGGAAGCUUUGUGAUGGCAUACUUAAAACUAUUGAAACAUCACCUGAUCCAGAACUGAAGGAAUCUAGAGAACUUAUCCUGCGAAUUAAGAGGCGGGAAUUGUACAAGUUUUGCAAUGAAUACACUGUUCCCAAAGACAAGCUAGACCAUUUUAAGGAAAUCACAGCACAGGACAUUGUCUGCUCCCAGAAAGCAACUGGACUGCGAUUGAGAGAAGAAGAUGUUGCUGUUAGCAAUGUUAAAAUUGAUCUAACUUGUGGAAGAUAUAACCCUCUAGAGAGAACCAGUUUCUUUAAGGAUUAUGAGAGCAAAGAAAAAUUUUAUAUUUCAGAUGAUCGCAUCAGCAACCUGCUUCCUGCAUCAUAUCAAGACAGAAUAGUCAGGGUGUACGCUAAAAAGCCUGAGCUGGUGGAGGCAGUAUCCGAAGCAUUUGAGAACUUUCAGUUGAGAAUGUAUGGAAUUAAAGCCCAAGUGCAUGAGACUCCUGAGAAGAAGAAGCGAAGGAGGUAGCUCCUUUAGCCAUACAUCAUCUUAUCAUUUUACCCUCGUCUCAUCAAUUUGUAUGUGGAUGUGAAUGCUUUCCCAAUAUACUUCAAGAAUAGUUGAUGCAUUUUUUCUUUGAAAAAUAUGUAAUGGUUUUGAUAUAGGAGAUUUCUGAGAUAAGAUAUAAGAGGUAGUUAGGGCUGUAAAUGAGCCGAGCUGGAGCGAGCUCAGGCUUGGCUUGUGUUCAGCUCAUUCAAAAUUGGCUCGUGUUCAAAAUUGACUUGUCUACAAAAUUGCUCGUGAAUAGUGUUGGUGUUUUGCUCUAUUUA